Aspergillus steynii IBT 23096 is the source of this 1431-nucleotide messenger RNA. Its product is annotated as HD domain-containing protein. The record is from RefSeq and is a predicted model, not a curated record. Lineage: Eukaryota; Fungi; Ascomycota; Eurotiomycetes; Eurotiales; Aspergillaceae. The transcript has a single exon. The coding region runs from base 432 to 1178 and encodes 248 amino acids.
UCCCUUCAUAGUUUUUCUGUUUUUUACUACCUUUCUCAGCUGUGAUAAUAAUUUUCAAUACCAUCACGUCUGUAUUCUAGCAUUGACCUCCUUGAUAUAUCUUCACGGAUACCUAUCACAUCCCUGCCCAGAAGAUCGCAUUAGGGCCAAAGGAACGACCUGACAGCGCCGAUCAACCCACAGUCGACAGGUAAAAGAGCGAUGCACAAAUCAAGACGACGUGAGAGGACGAGGGAUUAUCAAGGUAAUCUCCACAUUCUCCGCCCAUCCGAACAUCUCACAACAUUAGCCUUCCCUGCCUGACCUCGAUCAUUACCUACUUACUUUUACCACAACAAAACCGAAACCAAAACUCAACCCCAACCCAAACAAAAAUAAACUCACCCCCUCACUCCCUUUUCCUCUCCAAACCCCCAAAAAAGAAACAAAAAAUGACUCUCUUCACGCGCCUAACCACCUUCGUCAACACGUGCAUGGCCAGCCACGACCCCUCGCACAAUCCAGCCCACGUGCACCGCGUCGUGUCGCUGGCGCGCUCCAUCCUGCGCGCCGAACGAGCCCGCCACCCGACCCGGCUCUAUGACGCCGACGUCGUCGAUCUGGCCGCCCUGCUCCACGACGUCGGCGACCGGAAGUACCUGCCGCAGGUCAUGGAGAUUGUCGCCUCCUCCUCGUCUUCUUCCUCUUCCUCUCCGUCUACCGGAGGGGACUCUGCUGGGGGGAAUGGGGACGGGAUACGACCGGACGAGCUCGUUCUGCAGGCGAUGGUGUCGCACGGAGCGGAGCCGGAGCUAGCGCGGCGGGUGCAGACGAUCGUGUCGCAUGUGUCGUAUUCGAAGGAGAAGAAGGACCCCGAGGCGGUGCGUCGCCUGCUAGACGAGGAGGAGGGGUACGCGGAGCUGGCGAUCGUGCAGGAUGCGGACCGCUUGGAUGCGCUGGGCGCCGUGGGCAUUGGCCGGUGCUUCACCUUCUUGGGGGCGCAGGGCCGGCAGUUUAUUCCGGCGGGCGGCGAGUGGGAGAUGGGCAAUGCCAUCGAGCAUUUCCAGGAGAAGCUGGAGCGGCUGGAGGGCAUGAUGAAGACGCAGUCGGGCAGGGAGAUGGCCCGAGUGCGCACGCAGCGCCUGGUAGAGUUUCGUGGCUGGUGGGAAGACGAGAUGGCGCUCGCGAGUGAGAUUUAAGAGUCAGGGAGAAUAGGAAUGGUUAUUAUCGAUUGUUUAUGUCUAUGUUUUCGGUUUAUAGAAUCUCUAGAACUGCCCGUCCCCAGUACAAAAACGCAAGUCCGAAAAAUCAUCCUUUCCUGUCUAUCUAUUCUCAGUACAGUCAAGUCACGUUGUGGGGUAUGUAACAUCUGAUGGGUGACAAUCAUAAGAAUCAGAAUAAUAAUAACUAUAUCAUGUAUCAGCAGUACAGACCAAUGCAAGCGAAUAGAUU